Acanthopagrus latus (yellowfin seabream) is the source of this 3242-nucleotide messenger RNA. RefSeq names its product sedoheptulokinase (gene shpk). The coding region runs from base 52 to 1431 and encodes 459 amino acids. The record is from RefSeq and is a predicted model, not a curated record. Gene Ontology annotation, molecular function: sedoheptulokinase activity. NCBI's taxonomy places the organism in Eukaryota, Metazoa, Chordata, Actinopteri, Spariformes, Sparidae. Gene Ontology annotation, biological process: carbohydrate metabolic process; cellular response to lipopolysaccharide. Gene Ontology annotation, cellular component: cytosol. The transcript is spliced from 7 exons.
AUCAUGACACCGUGCAGCUGAGUGUCAGAGUGCACAGUCCAAUUAGGAGUAAUGUCUACCUAUAUUUUGGGUGUAGACGUGGGCACCACUUCUAUAAAAGCCGUUUUAAUAGAAACCGGCUCCAGAGCGGUGGCUGCCAGUCACGCGUUGCCUACUACGUCAGAUAUAAUCGACGGCGGUGGGAUAAAGGCCAAGGAGCAGCACACCGGCCGGAUCAUAGACACCUUGAACCGGUGCAUCGGCCUGCUGCCCAGAGACAAACUGCAGCAUGUGAGCAGCAUCGGGCUGUCAGGACAGAUGCACGGGGUUGUGUUCUGGAAAGGGAAAGGCGGUUGUGACUGGACCAACAAGGACUUCUUCACUGCCAGAGACACCAGUCAGCUGAUCACCUGGCAGGAUGGGCGCUGCAGCAUUGACUUCCUGUCGUCUCUACCAAAGCCACGCUCGCAUCUCAGUGUGGCCACGGGCUUUGGCUGCGCGACCAUCUUCUGGUACAUGAGACACAGGCCCGAGUUCCUGGAGGAGUUCGCGGUGGCGGGCACCAUCCAGGACUACGUGGUGUCCAUGCUGUGUGGCCUGGACGGGUGCGUGAUGACGCCUCAGAAUGCAGCCAGCUGGGGCUUCUUCAACACCUCCUCCAACCAGUGGAACGUAGACAUUCUGAAGGGUGCCGGCUUCCCUUUGCGCCUGCUUCCUCAGUGUGUGCCGUCUGGAGGCUUGGCGGGACAGACGUGUUCUGACUGGCACGGUAUCGCUGCCGGUACGCCAGUAGGGGCGGCCCUGGGAGACUUCCAGUGCUCCGUCUACUCCUGCAUGAGCGCACGGACGGAUGCAGUUCUUAACAUAAGCACCUCGGCCCAGCUGACCUUCGCCAUGCCAGCUGACUUCAAACCGGCAGAUUCUCCUCAGCCGGCCUCCCCCGUCUCCUACUUCCCGUACUUCGAAGGCUCGUACCUGGCGGUGGCGGCCUCACUUAACGGAGGGAAUGUACUGGCUACUUUUGUGGAGAUGCUCGCUUCCUGGAUGAGAGAGCUCGGUGCAGAGCUGAGUGAUUCGUGCCUAUACGGGAAGCUAAUUAAUUCCGCCCUGAAUCAGGAAACCAGCGACCUCACGGUGAUCCCGACCAUCCUGGGAGAGAGACACAACCCUCUGUGCCUGGGUCAGGUGACCAACAUCUCCACUACCAAUCUGUCCCUGGGUCAUCUGACCAGGGCACUGUGCCAUGGAGUCCUGGCCAACAUCACCUCCAUGAUGCCCGCUGAGCGUCUGCGGGAGGCAGGGGUCACCAGGAUAGUGGGCAGCGGGAGCGCCAUCGCCCACAAUGAGGUGCUGCGGCAGGAAGUGGAGAGGGCGUUUCCUCAGCCGGUGGUCUACGGACAAAACGCUGACUCCGCUGUCGGCGUGGCCAUGGUGCUGUGCGACCGGCAUUGAGCAAGAGUCGUAAUCCACAGUGUCUGAAUAUCCGUUUAAAAGAUUAAUUGAGGAUUUUGCACAUUUUUUUUUUAGUACCUCAUCAAAAGGUAGACAGACUGAAAUUCUGCAACAUGCCUUUGCUCAAUGGAACUUAACCGUGUGUUUUCCAGGACAUGGAUGAAAAGCCUUGUGUUUUGAGAUUUCAAAGGACCAAAAGAUCAAACUAUCUGUGCAGCUACGAACCCCCCUUAGAAAUUUUUUAUUUCUGGCUGUAUCUUGCUGUUAAUUAGUCUUUUUUUUUUCUUUUCAGACAACACUGUGACACAAAUAAGAAAUAUUUCAGCAGUGUAAAAGUUAAAGUCAGGUUUCGAGGUGUGAGAUUUUUUUUCUUAGAGGUGCAAAUUUGCGAUGAUGUUCAUCAUUCAUCAGAAAAAAAUCUACUCUCGAGGAGCUUAUUCCUCCACUAAUAGAACACGGUGCAACAACCAAAUUCGCCGUAAAACUUCACGUGUAUGCAAGGUUCCCUCUAAGUUUGAUUGUUUCCAUCUCGACUCUGUCAUCUUUAUUUCACUUCUCCAGUCUGCACCUGUGUAGUCAGUUCCAUAGAUAGUCAUAAACCAUAGUGUGAGUGAUGGAAUUUAUAUCUGAAUAAUUUCUUGUUCUACUUGCGCUUGUAUCACAAGAAGUUUAACCGUCAACAUGACGUUGCCGCUGAUAUUUCUGGGUUUUCCUGUUCAGAUGCGAGCGUGUUCAAAUGGCAAAGUCUUUACAAGCCACUCGCAUGUACAUUUUGUACAGCACAGUCAAACAAGCAGGUUCGAAUAAAAAAGCAACAGAGCAAGAUUCCUGUCCAAAUAAGAUAAGCCGGAGUAUUAAAUGGGUCUGUUAUUCAAAAUAAUUCUUGCCUGCAGUGACAUUUGAACAGAGAUAGACUUUAUAUCAGUUAAAGUUAAGAAAAGUACAACUACGACGUUACAAUUAAAUAAUGAGCUGAUUAAUUCUGUGCUUUCUAGUAAAAUGGUUAGUGGGUACACUUUGAAUUUCCAUUUAUUAUCUACUAGAGUCUAAAUAGCUCAUCGAGGGAAAUGAAAAAGUAACGCUGGGCAGUUUUACAUUUGUUACCAUUUACCCUUUUAAUAUCGCCAUUGUAUAUCUGAAAGUCUUGAACACAUGGUGCCUUGAACGGAACCUUGUCCACAUCAGGAUUCUGUCAGAAUGAGUAGUUGAUUAAAGUACCCACGAUGUAACGGUUUUGAUCUGAUCGUCUGAAGUUAACCUCUUCUGGAGCAGGUUAGCUGUGCAGCACAGGUGACUAUGGUGAUCUGCCGUAUUUUAAAGUGAACCAGGGCUAUCAUACCAAUAACCAGAGAUACCCCACUAAUCUUAGGGUGCAAUCUUGAAUGUUUGUGAUACAGGCCCCAGGCUAGCACAUUUAUUUAAGGAUGGGUGCAGUCGAUGCGUGCUCAUUCACCGUCUCUGCAGGUCCUUCGAUCCAGAUGAGAUGUGGUUAGCUUGUCUUUAAAUUUCAUGUUUUCACUGUCCCCGUAUGAGGACGGGUGGCCUCAACUUCAAAUGAAAUAAUGGUUUGUCUAAAUUUGAUUGAGAUUGAGGGUUACUGCACCUUCUUUGCCUUCUUUUGUCUCAGAUCUUCAAUUGUGGAUUUCAGCUAUUCACAUAGGGCAUAAAUGUCUUUAAUUUGUGUCUGUUUUUAAUGUUAAACUUGUAUUUAUCGACAAAUCUGUCUCGAUUCUGCUGCUGUGUUUUGUCACGAUCCGAAACUAACUAUAAAGGCAAUCAACGUAAAAAUAAAAUGGACGCAACCAACAGUU